Molecule: messenger RNA, 1555 nt
Organism: Polistes canadensis
Lineage: Eukaryota; Metazoa; Arthropoda; Insecta; Hymenoptera; Vespidae
Gene: dtr
Product: protein phosphatase 1 regulatory subunit 7
Exons: 5
Coding region: 281-1228 (315 amino acids)
Molecular function (GO): protein binding
Source: RefSeq, a predicted model, not a curated record
GAGAUUCUAAUAGUUUUAAAAACAAUGUUUUAAUUACUUGUUUAAAUAUCUCACUUGUUUAAUUGUUGUAAUCUUUUUGUAUUUGGUUUCUUGUGUAAUAUAAACUAUGUUUGCAGUUCUACGCAAUCUAGUAAAUUAUUUUCAGCUUUCUGUUUCAAUCUUAUAAAGCUGCGAAGUUUAUGGUGAACGAUCAUAUAAUUUAUAAUUAAACUAACGUUUUUAUCGUAAUUUAAAAAAUAAAAUAAAAAGCAUAACAUUGCAUUCAGAAAUAAAAUUGAGGAUGGCUCACAAUGAAGAAGACAGCAUUGAAAUGGAUCAACAAAAUGAUGAUGAUGCAGAGACUGAAGACACAGACAAGAUUCUCAUUAUAGAUCCUGAUAGUGAAGAAUUAGACUUCAAUCAUUCAAGACUUACAAAAUUAGAAAAUUUGGAACCAUUAACCAAAGUACGAAAAUUAUGCUUUACUUGGAAUUUAAUUAAGAAAAUAGAAAAUCUCGAUACUCUCUCUACUUUGAUUGAAUUACAACUUAGAGAUAAUCAAAUUACUAUAAUAGAAAAUCUCGAUGCCCUUGUGAAUCUUGAGAUUUUAGAUCUUUCUUUUAAUCGUAUCAAAAAAAUUGAAGGAUUAAAUAAUUUAUUAAAUUUACGUAGUUUAUAUUUAUCGUCCAAUAAAAUUGUAUAUAUUGAAAAUCUUUUACAUUUAAAAAAUCUUGAGACCUUGGAAUUAGGUGACAAUAAAAUACGAGAAAUAGUUCAUUUAGACGAUUUGACAAAUUUAACGAAUUUGUAUCUCGGGAAAAAUAAAAUUACUAAAAUACAAAAUCUAGAAAGCUUGCAAAAUCUCCAAUUGCUUAGUUUACAAAGUAAUCGUAUAACAAAAAUUGAAAAUUUAGAAGAAUUAACAAAAUUGGAUGAAUUGUAUUUAUCUGAAAAUGGAAUUACAUGUAUAGAAGGUUUAGAAAAUUGUUCAAAGUUGACAACUUUGGACUUGGGUAAUAAUAAAAUUAAAAAAAUUGAAAAUAUUCAACAUCUUCAAGAUUUGGAAGAUUUCUGGAUGAAUAAUAAUGAGAUUGAAGACUGGAUAACCGUGGAGAGCUUAGUAGUUAACAAAAGUGUAAAAACUGUUUAUUUGGAGAAAAAUCCUGUUUCAAAAGAUCCAAAUUACAGACGAAAAAUCAAAUUAUUAUUACCUUGGCUCGUACAAUUAGAUGCAACACUUUGUAGAUAAAAAGUGUAAAUGUCAAGCGUUAUAAAAGAAAAAUAACCAAAAAGGAUAAAUGGCAUUAAUGUCAAAAAUUAUCUGUUUACAAUCUUGCACUUCUUGUUUUAAUAUUUUGAUAAUUAAUCACCAAUAAAAAAAAAUAUAAUAAAUGUGAUAUUAUUAAAUAAUAUAGUAAUAUUCAUAUCAGUAAAUUAAGCUGUAUAUCAAAUCUUGCUACCAGUAAUUAUUUUUUUUAAUUAAUAUAUACCGUAAGCUUCCAUAUAUUUUUAUGAGUAGUCUCAUUAAAUGAUUUCAUAAAUAUAUCUAAUGAGUAAAGAUAUGUAAACACUUGAA